This is a messenger RNA of Platichthys flesus (European flounder), 4243 nucleotides long. It is a transcript of the gene fgf12a, whose product is annotated as fibroblast growth factor 12a. Gene Ontology annotation, molecular function: fibroblast growth factor receptor binding; growth factor activity. Gene Ontology annotation, biological process: positive regulation of cell population proliferation; positive regulation of gene expression; cell differentiation. Bases 844 to 1617 code for a protein of 257 amino acids. The transcript is spliced from 6 exons. NCBI's taxonomy places the organism in Eukaryota, Metazoa, Chordata, Actinopteri, Pleuronectiformes, Pleuronectidae. The record is from RefSeq and is a predicted model, not a curated record. Gene Ontology annotation, cellular component: cytoplasm.
CGUUCGGGGACGCACGGGGAAUUGUGUCUAGGAUACUUUAUUAUUUGUGCGUUACAACAAAAAGCACUCUGCUGCGCGUCCGCCUCAACUAAUUGUUGCUGUCCAGGCGAGAAUCGCUCCGUGCGCGCCUGAAUCACAUCUCUGCAGCAUCCUUGCAGAGUAGAGCCUCUGCUGCCCGUUUCCAUUUUUUUUUCAUUCGGUGCCGUCGACGGAAGACCGAAGACUGGGCUCGGAUAUCUGGACUCCUGCGUCCAAAGCAUCAUCCACGGACGGUACCAUUCGUCGCAGCGGAGUUAAUAAUCAAAAGAGAGAAAAAGUUCCUCUCUCCAGCCUUGCACGCGUGGAUUCAGGUUGAUGCGAGUGAUUGAAAAGGCGCGUGGGAGCCAGCGAACAGGCUGUGUGUGCAGAUGAGGAUUACGGAGCGGCGCUGGUCACCUGGAGUACCUGAAGCUCUCCCACGACGCGCGGCUGCAUCAACUUGUCGACACUGUUGAAUAUUCUCCAGCGCAGACAUGUCGGCCCCUGUGGCCUCGCCUGCAGCUUAAUGUAUCGUAUAAGAUCUGAAAUCGCUGGCGCUUGAUUCGCAGCCCUGUUGUGCGUAAAACUCAGCAGCAGCUGAAUUCCACGCCACGGCUCCACAUCAGGAGGAUGCAGAGUACCUGAAGAGCGACGAUGCACGGAACUCGGAGGGUUUUGUGAUCAGGAUGACAUUUGGUUGAGACACUCGUGGGGCCGAAACACAGACAAAAAACAACUCCCCUUCUUGUUACAUUUUUUGCAGCAAGAAGCUGCUGCAUCUGUCGACUAGACUCCUCGUGUAUUUUGUAGUCUCGGUUCGGGGAGAUGGCCGCGAUCGCCAGCUCCCUGAUCCGUCAGAAACGCCAGGCGCGGGAGUCGAACAGCGACCGGGUCUCCACUUCGAAGCGUCGCCCCAGCCCGAGCAAAGACCCCCGCUCUCUGUGCGACAAGCAUUUCCUGGGGGUCUUCAGCAAAGUCCGCUUCUGCAGUGGCAAAAAAAGACCCGUGCGGCGGCGAGCAGAUGCACCCUCGAAACCUCCACAGGUGUCCCAUAAGGGCUGCAGGCUAGAGCCGCAGCUGAAAGGCAUCGUGACACGACUGUUCAGCCAGCAGGGCUUCUACCUGCAGAUGAAGCCGGAUGGAACCAUCGACGGCAGCAAGGACGAGAACAGCGACCACACCCUGUUUAAUCUCAUUCCCGUGGGUCUGAGAGUGGUGGCCAUCCAGGGCCUGAAGAGUGGCUUAUACAUCGGCAUGAAUGGCGAGGGCAUGCUCUACAGCUCGGAAAUGUUCACACCGGAGUGCAAGUUCAAGGAGUCUGUUUUCGAGAACUACUACGUGAUCUACUCGUCCACGGUGUACCGACAGCAGGAGUCGGGCCGAGCCUGGUUCCUCGGCCUCACCAAGGAGGGGCAAGUCAUGAAGGGCAAUCGGGUCAAGAAGACUAAACCCUCAUCACACUUUGUGCCCAGGCCCAUUGAAGUUUGUAUGUACAGGGAGCCGUCACUGCAUGAGAUAGAGGACAAGCACCGCUCCAGAAAGAGCUCAGGGACUCCCACCAUGAACGGAGGGAAAGCUGUCAAUCAGGAUUCCACAUAGCAGCAAAGGGGAGGGGCUUCCAGCGGGGAUGGGGGAGUGGCCUCAUCCUGACUCAAGGGGCGGGGGUCAUCGGAAUACUCGCCGCCCCCCCACCAAGAUACAUACCACCAUCCCCUCUGAAGAAGGGAGCUACGUAUUACUGUACACCCGAGAUGACAAAAAAACUGAACUCUUGCCUGUGAAAUACUUUUAGAUGAAUUAAUAUGAAACCAGAGGAUAUAUAUAUAUAUAUAUAUAUGAAAAAAAGAAUAUUUUCAAUCAGGACUUGACCAACAUUUUAUGCAAAAAAAGAAAAAAAGCUGUGAUAAACAAAGAAUGGUGGUCUCUCUUCACACAAAUACAAAUAUCUAUCAUUUCCAAUUUAUGCUGUGAAAAACAAGCUUUAAUACAUGUUCAAUUUUCAUAAGGUGAGUUUUUUUUUAUCUAAAUGCUAUUGCACUCUCAUAUGCUUUAUGGUGUUAUUGCCGUCAGUAAUAUCUACAUCAUCAUAAGGUUAUAGCUUUGUUUUUGAGAUCAUAGAAAGUUUUGAUUUGAUUGUUAUUACUCCUAUAUUUUGUUUUCUCUCACAGUUUGAUCUCCAAUGUAUUGUCUCACUACCUGCUCUGGUGUGAGGGUAAGACUGAAUGUAUUUGAUAGUUCUCCGUAUUGAACUGAGACAGAGCGCUUAGGGUGGGAUAUAAUACUCAGGUGUGUACUGUACGUUAGACUAAAUGAGACUAAAUGGACAGACGGGGCUGUUUGAAAUACUCGGACAUGAACUCCCCUGCGUUGUCCUGCCAUGACGGGACAGGACUGAUAAAAAGCAAAAUAAUAGCAAGCGGUUGAGUAUAAUACGCUAAUAAGCUGACAACACAUCGCUGUGAUUGUUGGCCAUGAAGACUGAUGAAGAAAGCUGUUUGAGGAGGUUAAAGUCUGAAUCAAGGGUAAAAGUGUUUUAAGCUGUUUCAGUAAACUUUGCAAGGGUUACUAGGUUUUAGAUAAAGAGAUCUUCACACUCGUCUACUAUUCUCUCCAAAACCUGAGAGGAAGACCAGCAUCAGCACUACGAGCCAUGGCCAGAAAAAGGUCACAUCACAUUGGCACCUCAAGAAACACAGACCCCUUUUCUUUCCACUGAUAAUCUAGAUUAUAACCACAACUCCUCAAGUGUACCUACACGACAGCAUUCAUGCUUUUGAAUUCUACGGACGAAUUGUGAAAUAAUCCUUGAUAAAGAGGAAGUCUUUUUAAUGUUUUUCCAAGACAAGUCUGCGAUUGUUACUUUUAUUGUGAAAGCAUGACUGGUUCCUCAGCACAGGUCUGAUUGGCUGACUGUUUAAUCAUCCGCUGACUUGACCUGUUGAUAUCGUCGUUGUGAUGUCUCUAUCACAGAGACUUUCCCGUCACAACAGAAGCAGAGCGCUUUACUGAGGAUCCAGUAUAUCUGGAGUUAACUAGGUUCGAGGAAGGGCGUGUUUCCAUCCCAGUGAGAGCUGUUUGUUCUCUCGGACAUGGUCCUGGUUUUGUGACCCAUGAAAGGAGCCAUUUGCUCCAUUGUGGAAAGUCAGGUCUGUGUAUGAGUAGGUGGAUUGACCAGUACACUGCACAGGCUGUGUACACUCUCAUAACUCAUUCCUGUUCCCCCGAUUAGUUCGUCCAACUCAGGAAGUCCUCCUAUAGUUCUGUGAAUGGGGCGAGAUGAGUAAAGGCUAACAGCCUGUCUUCCAGCACCCAUCGCAGAAAGCCUGGCCACUGCGUGGUGUUUAAAGAGGUCAGGAUUGGGGUCAAUGGUGUUUUUGUUAUUUUAAGGAUGGUGUACAGCUAAGCUUAGCCAGGUUAGGUAGUUUGAUAAAGGGACAAGAGGAGGCCUGACAAAGCAUGAACAUUGCAUGAUUGUAAAAGUUGAUGUUAGCUUUGGUUUUGAGGUGAGAGCAGGGAGGAGAAUGUUCCAAAUUUGGGGAGAGUAGGUAAAAACUUUUUACUGCAACAUUUUGAUCAGUAUUUGUAGCGAGAGCUCCCACAUCUCUCUUGUUACUGUUUGGAAAUGUUGUGCUGGGUUGGUGGUAUGUACACUCAAUAGCACACAUUCAGAGCAAAGCGCAGUGAUAUAUCAUCAUGGAUCCGGGAGAGUCUUCCAUCUGGGGCCCGGAUCCAUCGCUGGUGCAAAUAACCUGCAAGAGCUAAUGAUAGAUUAGUUCAACUUCCACAGCACCUACAGCAUCACAGAGAUACACACAGUAUAUUUGACUUUGAAAGUCGACAGGCAAGACCAGCAUAUAUCAGAAUGUUUUUUAUAGAGGUUUAUAUUGGUGCAAAUGAGAUACAUGUGGCCUCAAAGCAAUGCAUGAAAUUGGAUGUACUCGGUGUGAACUGUUGAACGAGAGGACUUGAGGAGGAGAUGAGUAAAAGAAAGGAGGUGAAAACAGUUGAGCAGCAGCGCAGAGCACUUUUGGUGGGUUCAUCGACGAAUGACAGGGUGAGCGAAGGUUUCGGUUGUAUGUGGUAUCAAGUAUCAUGUGUUACUUUUACGUUUGCAGAGGAUUUCACUGCAUCGGAACACGCUCAUAUAUGCAUUAUGAAUUGUGAGAUGAAAUAAAAAAUAUGCAUUGAUAAUAAAAAUCUGAAUGAAGUUAGUGAUUGUUUAAGA